AUGACUCGAAAUAAAAGAAAGAAAAAAGAUGAUUCGAAAGAUACACUCACUGAAAGUAAAGAUUCGAAUUCAUUGGGAUCAGUAUCUUCGCCUCCUUUACAAUUUCCUGCUAGGGAGAGUAGAAGAACUUCUACUUCUACUUCUAUUUCUGAUGGUGUUGUUUCUGAUGAUGAUGUUGUUAGCGGUGCUAGUACUGCUGAUGCUGAUGCUGAUGCUGAUGCUGGGAGCUCAUCUACGCAUGGCGCGCCUGAUAGCACUUUACAACCUCAAGAAUAUAUACCAUCUUCACCAAGCGCAAUAACAGCAUCUCCAUCUCCACCUCUACCUCUACCUCCUUCUCCACCACCUCCACCUCUACCCAAAUCCCAACCUCCUCCUCCUCCACAAAAGCCCCACCCAUGCAAAAGUACCCGCCUCUGCAUCCCCAGCAAAAAACACCAAGAAUCGCAAAUCUAUCUCGAGGAAGAAAAACGCAGGAAAAGAGAGAGGAAAAUAAUUUUAAUGAGGAAAGAAAGAAGGGAAGAGAGGGAAAAGAGGGAAGAAGAAGAAGAGUGGAGGGAGGAGGAAGAGAGGAGGGAGAGGGAGAGACAGAGGUGUAAUCGGUGGAUGUGGGGGAGGAAGUGGGAGAUGAGGCGGGGAGGGGUGGGAAGCGGUGAUAAGGGGUAG
This is a messenger RNA of Sclerotinia sclerotiorum 1980 UF-70, 666 nucleotides long. RefSeq lists its product with no specific name. The coding region runs from base 1 to 666 and encodes 221 amino acids. The transcript has 2 exons. The record is from RefSeq and is a predicted model, not a curated record. NCBI's taxonomy places the organism in Eukaryota, Fungi, Ascomycota, Leotiomycetes, Helotiales, Sclerotiniaceae.